AUGGCACCAAAGGCUGAGAAGAAACCUGCUUCCAAGGCCCCAGCGGCAAAGAAGACCACUGCUUCUACCGACGCUUCUAAGAAGCGGACGAAGACUAGAAAGGAGACCUACUCCUCUUACAUUUACAAGGUUCUUAAGCAGACUCACCCAGAUACUGGUAUCUCGCAGAAGUCUAUGUCCAUUUUGAACUCGUUUGUGAACGAUAUCUUUGAGAGAAUCGCGUCUGAGGCAUCCAAGCUUGCGGCCUACAACAAGAAGUCUACGAUCUCUGCUAGAGAAAUCCAGACUGCUGUCAGAUUGAUCUUGCCCGGUGAGCUAGCCAAGCACGCCGUGUCUGAGGGUACCAGAGCUGUUACCAAGUACUCGUCUUCUACCCAAGCCUGA
Molecule: messenger RNA, 384 nt
Organism: Eremothecium gossypii ATCC 10895
Lineage: Eukaryota; Fungi; Ascomycota; Saccharomycetes; Saccharomycetales; Saccharomycetaceae
Gene: HTB2
Product: histone H2B
Exons: 1
Coding region: 1-384 (127 amino acids)
Biological process (GO): nucleosome assembly
Cellular component (GO): nucleosome
Molecular function (GO): structural constituent of chromatin; DNA binding; protein heterodimerization activity
Source: RefSeq, marked provisional